Molecule: messenger RNA, 3833 nt
Organism: Mobula hypostoma (lesser devil ray)
Lineage: Eukaryota; Metazoa; Chordata; Chondrichthyes; Myliobatiformes; Myliobatidae
Product: BEN domain-containing protein 2-like
Exons: 12
Coding region: 82-2217 (711 amino acids)
Molecular function (GO): DNA binding
Source: RefSeq, a predicted model, not a curated record
ACAGCGCCAUCAGGCAAAGAGGGAAACGCUCGACCGCCUUUGCUCGCCGCCCGCUCUCUGUGUUUGUGCGCGCACUUACGGAUGGAGGCUGACCGGGCCGCCUCAGCGCAGCCCGACGUGAAAGCAGAAGAGGAAAUAGAAGCACUGAUUUUUGAUGGUGCAGAGGUUGUUGACAUUCGCAACAUGCAAGUUCCUCAGCGAGUACUUUCGGUUAAUAGUGUCCCCUCGACUUUACAUGAGAGUGAUGAACAAAGGAGAUGCCUGGCAACGCUAGUAUAUUUGAAAAAUACCAGAAAUAAUAACCCUGGGGAGUGCAGCGCUGCAAGAGUCGAUCUAUCUAAUGUGGAACCUGAAAGCACUAGUCACCAGGAGCAACCCCUAACUGGGAAUAGGCGUGCUCAACUCAUUACUCAACCAUGUGGGCUCCGAUCAGGCAAAAGGAAAAUAUUUGCUCCCUCUCGUACCCAGAUGGACAAACCAGCCAACUACAAUGAAGUAAGAACAAAGAAGAAGAGACUGCACAGUAUGGUGAGGUCACCUGCAUUAAGGAGACUAUCAGAUGAUGAAGAUUAUGAAGAGUAUUAUGAUGAGGAAUCUGAUGCAAUGCCAGAUAAUGCCAGUGACUUGUCAGAUAGCUCUGAAAAUGUAGGUCAGCAGACCUCAUUGAUGGAAGUUAUCAACUAUUGUCAGGUUAUUUAUUCUGCUAUCCGAAGACUGGACAGAAAAGUGGAAGUGAUUCAAAGAAAAGUAUCUAAUCUGCGUCAAGGAAAAACAAGAUACUUAACUAAACAAAGACAAGUUUUAGCAUCUCUUUCCAAUGGUUAUAACCAGACACUGAAGAGGAAAAUGGUACUGAAAUCCAGCGGGAAUACACGAAAGAAGAGAAUUGCCAGCUCCAGCCCUUCUUAUCAGAGUGAGCCAAAUUACUCUAACGAUCCUAUAAUAAUUCAGGAUGAAGAAGAUGUUGCUGAUGUGAUAGUGGAAGAGAAGCCAAAUGAAUCAGCACCCUUUCAUUCCACGGAACAGAUCCUCAAAAACAUGAUGCCACCAACCAACUCAGCCAUACCUGGUCAAGUAGUACAACCACCUGCCCUAAACUCAGACCUUCAGCAACCGAGCCCGAGGCUGCAAUCCAUGCCAGUUACAUACAAAAUGAACAAAAUACCGAACAGCCACUGUCAGCGCCCAGUUCUUCAGCAGCUCGAAAUUAAGAAAACUUUUCAACCCAUAGAACAUGCACUCCAAAACAAUGAUUCAUCUCCUGAUCAUUGUAGUACUUUGGAGCAUUUGAGAAGGGAUCUGAUGCUGCGAGAUUCCUCUUUUGAUCUUUCAAAGAACAGCUUUGGAUUUCUGGGGAAUCCCAAGCGCAAUGUUAAAAUACCUGGUGCAUUUAUAUUGAAGGCCAGUCAAAAGACCCAGCCAAAGUUAGCAGCACGUUAUUUGGCCAGGAAUCUGUUCACUGAUGAGGUUCUCGUAUCGAGUAGUGUUCUGGGAAACAAACAGUAUGGGCUGAAGUCACUGGAUCCAAACAAACUUGCAGCUGUGAGAGAGUUCUUAAGCAAACAGUUCCCCCACCAUGAUCUCACUGAGGUUGGUAAGGACUGGAAGAUCUGCAUCUCUGCAAUCAACAAUAUGAUCAGCACAACAAGGAGAAGAGUUGAAACAGGCUCAAACCAGAGAAGAGAAUACCUGUCUGAUGAAAAAGCAUCAACUUCAUCCAUCUCUCCAUCUACCUCUGAUUCUGCCGCAAAUGGUCAACUCUGGUGGCUUUACCAGAAUCCAACACCAUUAUCACCUGCUAAAAGUCAAAAAACUUAUGAAAAAUUAGAGUGCCUCGGAAGAUCUGACCGGAAAGUGGAGUUGCCAGCCUCUGUGAUCCAUCUUGCCAAGCAGAGGACACGACCUGAAUUAGCAGCCCGUUUCCUCACCAGACACCUCUUCCCAGACAGUGUGCUUCUCAGGAGUAAUGUGUAUGGAGCAAUUCGGAAAGGAAAAGCUCCUCUUGACUGUAACAAGAUAAAUGCUGUUCGAGAAUUUCUAGCGGAAUACUUUACUGGUUUUGACCUGGCUGAGGAUGGCAAGGACUGGAAAGUGUGUGUUGAUGCAAUUAAUGGUGUCAUUCGAUGUCUCAGAUAUGAACUGAAGAAGACGCCACAAGGAAGGUCAUUCCUAAAGCAUUAUUCAUCACCUGUCCCAGGCCAAGCUGAGAUGGAAUGACAUGAAGCAAAUGAAUGCAAGCUGUAAUUACAUGAUCAUAGGCGCAAACCCAAGUAUUAAUUGUAUGCUGUUCUGAGGUGUAUGGAAGAAAUAAUGGAAGGAACAUUAAAGUGAACAUUCCAUCAUUAUCCUAGAGGUGAUUUUGUUUACUGUUUCUCAAUAUGCUUAGAAUGUUACAAAAUCAAAUCUCAAGAAUAAUUUAGAAUGAUAAUACAAAAACUGUUUAUGCCAUGUUCACUUUAUCUGCAGAGAAAACAUCUACAUUAAAAACUUCUUUAAAAAUGGAGACCAAUACAAACAAAAUAUUCAUUACACAAUUGCAUGCAUUCCUGAAAAUAAAAAUAAAAAAUAGUCUGUAAUUGGAAAGAGCCCGGUACCCAUACUUUGUGAAAGGUUGAUCAUCUAUUUUGUCACUGAAAUAAAUGCCAUCAUAAUUAUAGUUAUGAGGUUAUAAGCACAGGCAGCAGUAUCUUUUCAUUAAUUCCAUGGUUAUUGAUCUCCAAAAUACACACAGGACAGCUUCAAUGCUCUCUGUUGAAGAUUCCCAACAUAAUGAAUUUUAAUCUAAUUUGCCAAACAAAGUGGUGGCAAGUCAGUCUUAAUAUAUGCUCGUUGUGUUCCAAUUACAUCACCAAUAGUCAACUAAACUUUUCACUCAGGCUGAAGCAGGGGGAGUUGUCUUUAAUUUCCUUGAUAGACUGAAUGAAGACAGAAAAGUAUCUUACAUUGAAAACACUCAGGAACAUUUAUUUUACUAUGGAAAGCUUGGUCUUCCCGAGUACAGAAAUUCUCCAUCUGCUCUUCUCAAGCACAAGAACCAUGUGAGAUGGCCCCACAUACCUACCAAUGUCUGUAGGAUUAUUGAAGUCACAGCUGUUUGCCAGAUCUCUGCCAGCCACCUGCUCAAUACCCACACACAGUUAAAACUGAAACCCUGGGCACUAAUUUGCUGAAUUCAUUGGUAAAACUGUUACAGGUAAUAAGGAUUAAUAUGUUAAAAAUUUGUGAUCAUCACUGUUCUAUGCCUGAGACACUAUUGGUGCUAUUUUUCAGAUAAGAACUUAAAUCAAAAUCCUAUCUGCCCUCAAGGUCUUAAGGAACAAUAUCAAAAAUUUUAACUGGUUAUGUUGCUUUCUGACAUUAUGUGGAACAUUGUGUGCAGAUUAGUUUCACCAUUUUCUGCGUUGUAACAGCGACUACACAUUUGCAUUGUUUGUAAAGCACUUUGGGAAUCUCGAUAGGUAGUACUUAGCAUCAUAGAAGGAAAGAUCACAAGCUGAGGAAUUUUGGACCAGUUUGUCCAUACUAGUUCUUAUCCAAUUAAUUUUACUCCCUUGUUCUUUUUUCUGUAACCCUGAAAUAUUUCCUUGAUGUAUAUCAAAUUCUCUUGGCAGUUACCAAUGAACCUGUUUCCACUGGCCUUUUGAGUAAUGCAUCCCAAAUCACAGCAAUUAUAAAUGAAAAUCUUUCUCCAUUCUUUGAAUGGUAUCUGGCCUUUGGUUUUUUCCUGUCUUUGUGUUUAGACUUUGAAGGAGACUACUAACUGGAACUACAAAGAUCUAUUUUGUGGAGCUUUUUUAAAAACAUUGAUCUACAUUUUUUUAAAUUAAAAUUAA